AUGGGGGAAGACGACCGUAGGAGAACUGAUCGGUCUUUCUUCGACUCUUCCUGCGCGAGCUACCGCCAGAACCCAUGUCGCACCCAAGUUCGCCCUCAUAGGGACAUGAUCUCGAGAUUCGAGUCCUUCGUCCUAGGGCCCGGUGAGAAGAAGGUCGAAGUCGAGACUGAUACACGUGUCCCGUCUACCGCGAUCUUCACCUUCAACAAAGAGGAUCACACCCUGGGCAACUUGAUUAGAUCUCGUCUCUUCCAGAACCAGCACGUCUUGUUCUCUGCUUAUAAGAUCCCCCACCCCCUGGUCCACAAGGUGCUUCUUCGCGUUCAGACUGACGGCCAAAUCACCCCCAAAGAAGCAGUCCUCGCUGCCUGCCACGACUUGGUCAAGGAUCUCGGCAUCUUCAGCCGUGAAUUCACCAAGGAGUAUGAGUUGCGCAAGAUGGUCGGCGCCGGCACCCAACAGAACGAUGCCCCAAACGGUGUCUAA
This is a messenger RNA of Nannizzia gypsea CBS 118893, 486 nucleotides long. Its product is annotated as DNA-directed RNA polymerase II subunit RPB11. Gene Ontology annotation, molecular function: DNA binding; protein dimerization activity. The record is from RefSeq and is a predicted model, not a curated record. Gene Ontology annotation, biological process: transcription by RNA polymerase II. NCBI's taxonomy places the organism in Eukaryota, Fungi, Ascomycota, Eurotiomycetes, Onygenales, Arthrodermataceae. The transcript has 4 exons. The coding region runs from base 1 to 486 and encodes 161 amino acids. Gene Ontology annotation, cellular component: RNA polymerase II, core complex.